Molecule: messenger RNA, 2703 nt
Organism: Parnassius apollo (apollo)
Lineage: Eukaryota; Metazoa; Arthropoda; Insecta; Lepidoptera; Papilionidae
Source: the annotation of a GenBank genome assembly
AUGGAAAUUAAUUAUCAGCACGUGUACGUUGUUGGUGAUUUCAAUCUUCCCAAUCUACAAUGGCUGGGCAGUGAUCAAACGGUAUCAAAUAUAACAUCUACACCUUCUUACCCCAACCUUACCACGCCUCGCGAGAGGUGUGAGAGACGUGUCUCGGCAGAAUUCAGGGUGCAAAGGCCCGUUUGUGCUUAUGGCCGUCCACGAUACGGUGCCGGGCUUGGGCGUCUCCCGUUAAUGGACGCCCAAAUUAUUGAUGAUGGAAAAAAGAUAGUGCGCAAAGGGCCGCUGCCUGGAGAUCGCCAGGGCGCGUCUGGAGCUGGCGCUGGACGCUACAGCAUGCGGGCCGCCAGCCGAGCGCGGGGUGCUGCAAGACCACCUAGCAGCCCCCCGCAUCCAUCAUCCCCACCAGAAGGCUUGGUGUCGGCUGGGUCUUCUCGGACUCAGCAAGCGGCACUCGCCGCUGGCGGAGCACGUCGCAUGCGUUCGUCACAAUUAAUGAACGCAAACGCACUGCGGGCGUAUUUUAGGGCAAAAGGGGAAGAAACUGAAUGUUUGGCGUAUCGGGCUCGGAUGCAUCGCUUUUUUGCAGAGCUGGAACCAUCUCUAUCCGUCACUGAGCAAAACCUAGCAGACCGAGUUCGGUACAUCCUGCGCUCCAACAUAUUUGGUGACGCCGAACUCGAACGACUACGACGUGAGGCUAUUCCCUCAUCGAAUGGAAAUGCUACGGCUGGGAAUGCGGCGCCACUAGAUGCGCAGCAAACUGCAUAUGUGGAUGCUGCCGUCAAUAUUCCAUUUGUGGCUAAUUCAGACGAUGAUGGAAUAGUCUCCCACGAACUAGAGAAAAUGAGGAGCAUAUUGAAAGAGUCGAUGCUGAAAACGCACAGCAUGCCUCUCGAAAAUCGACCGGACGUGGAAUUGCGUAAAUUACCCGCAGGUGCUCUUUGUGAUGUUAUCAACACUCUGGAAACAAAUAAUGAUUGGAAGACGGUUAUGACUUUUAUACCUAAGAAUCCUAAUAGUAACAACUUUGAACCAAAAUACAAUGAAGAACACGUAAGACUCAUUGAAGAAUAUGCAAGAUUAAGUAAUAGGCAAUGUGCGGAAAUAUUGCUAGAUGAAUGGGGAACUUCAGGACAAAUCAGGCCAACAUUGUCAACAUUAAAAGACAUUGUACUCAAGGCAAAUAUUUUAAAAGCUGCGGAUCAGAUUGCUGCAUUACUUGAAGAAGAGCGCCCCCCUCGGCCAAGUGAUGGACCAGGAGCAGACAUAGAUACAGGAAUUACUAUAUUAUUAAAUAAUGAGCAAAUAGAACAGAGAUUUAAUGAUAAUGAUCCAACUAAGAGAAUCCAAAAUGAGUUUUCAAAUGAAAAAAACUUGUACAAUGUCAGCACUUUGCCUUUGAAAUCUGACAAUGAUAAAGUAUUUAGUAGUCGGAACAUUCCAGAUAUAAGUUUUCUACAAUCCUUGAAUAAUAAACCUACUAUUCGUGUGAUUCCCAGUGAAUCUAGAAACCUCUCAGAACCGUCACUGAAUAUACCCAACUUAAGUUUAAUACUUCAACAUUCUAACAAAAACUCGGUUCAAAAUAUAAGUACUAGAAGCCAAAGUGAUGGUGAAUCAAUUCAAGACUCUGUCGAGUCAGUUCAUAAGCAAGCAGAAGCUGAAAAUAACUCAUAUUUUCAGAAAUCUUUGCCAAACAUAACUGACUUACAUAGCCAUAUUGAUAAAUUAAUACUAGAAGAUACAAAUUUAAUUAAUUUUGAGUAUGGUGAAUUAGAAAAUAUAACAUGCAAAUUUUCUGAGACCAUUGUUGAAGGUCCUUUUGGUCCUAGCGGUAAAAUAGGUAGCGGAGGAUUUGGUGAAGUUUUUGUGGGCUAUCACCCAAAAUAUGGAAUCCCACUAGCUGUUAAAAAAAUUCACAGUCACCUCCUGUGGCCAACACAUAAACCACAAAUGGCAAUUGACAUGUUUAAUACUGAAGUCAAAAAUUUGACACAAUUUAGACAUAAAAACAUUGUCCCAAUAUUAGGUUUCUCAAUGAAUGGCCCUGUUCCAUGCAUUAUAUGUGAAUAUGUCGAGGGAGGUUCCUUAGAACAACAAUUGGCAGCAAAAGUGUUAAAUGAAAGACAAAGAAUAAAUAUUAUGCUUGGAACUGCCGAGGGAUUGAGGUAUUUACAUAAAAGUGAGCAGCCCACUCAAAGCAUAUCUGUAGAAUCUGAUACACAGAAUGUAAGGAAAAACAAUUUUGUUCACCGAGAUGUAAAGAGUGCUAACAUUUUAUUAACCAAAGAAUGUGUCCCAAAGAUCUGUGACUUUGGACUGGUUAAGCAAUAUGAAUCAACUUUCGUUACAACAUCACCAAUGGGCACUUCAGCAUAUAUGGCUCCUGAAGGCUUUAAUGGAACCAUUACACAGAAAAUAGAUAUUUAUAGCUACGGCAUAGUCCUUUUGGAGCUGCUAACAGGUUUAAAGCCCAUAGUUGUUAAUAAUAACAGUGAUACAAUAAAUAUCAAGGAUUAUGUCAAAGAACAUAUAAAAGAAAAGGGCGAAAUUGACAGUGUACUAGAUCCAGUUGUGAGUAAAUGGACAAAGGCGGAAGAAAUAUAUAAACUUUCAGAAAGUUGCUUACAACUUGAAAGAACCAGUAGACCCUCAAUAGAAAAUAUAUGCGAGGUUUUGAAUAAUAUACAUAACAGCUGA